Messenger RNA from Aspergillus bombycis, 1389 nucleotides. RefSeq names its product MFS transporter. Gene Ontology annotation, molecular function: transmembrane transporter activity. Lineage: Eukaryota; Fungi; Ascomycota; Eurotiomycetes; Eurotiales; Aspergillaceae. The coding region runs from base 1 to 1389 and encodes 462 amino acids. The transcript has 4 exons. Gene Ontology annotation, biological process: transmembrane transport. The record is from RefSeq and is a predicted model, not a curated record.
AUGGGCGUCGCGACAACGAAAAAGGACAAGAAUGAGGAAACAGAGUCCCAGAACAUGGGGUCUCUACAACCUGCGUUAGAUCCAGCUCAAUGGCAAUCGCAUCGAAAGAUAUUCGUGGUGAUCACUGGCCUUCUCAUGCUGUUCAACAGCGUAUUCGACUCGACGAUUCCCAGUGGUGGGAUUCGCUUCAUCGCAGACAGUCUUCAGGUCCAGAAUGAAACGCAGCUGGUUCUACCCACCUCGGUCUAUCUUCUCGGUUAUGUGACCGGGCCUCUUGCCUUUGCUCCCUUGAGCGAACUUCACGGCCGACGGAUCGUGCUGGUGGGAACCUACGUCCUAUUCACCAUCUUCACGUUAGCCUGCGCCAUUGCUCCGAACUGGACGGCCUUGAUCAUCUUCCGAACGCUCUGUGGAAUUUGCGCAUCGAGCCCGAUUGCAGUCACCGGGGGUCUUUUCGCCGACGUGUAUCGCUCCCCUCUGGCUCGUGGGCGGACCAUGGCUCUGGCAAUGAUGGUGACGACCGCCGGGCCUCAGUUUGCCCCCCUUGUCGCCGGGUUCAUUGCACCGGUGGGGUGGCGAUGGAUUUUCUGGAUAUCUCUGAUCAUCGCCGGUGUCAGUCUUAUUCCCGUUUUGUUCCUUCCAGAGACGUCCCAGCCCGGCCUUGCGAAGCAGAAGACGGAGAAACAGGGAGACGGAUUUGUCCUGAAGGCACUCUCUCGACCUCUGUCCAUGCUGUUCUGCGAACCGAUCAUUUCGUUCACCUGUCUCUACCUCUCCUAUGCCAGUGCCAUCUUCUUCAUGUACUUCGAGGCAUAUCCCCUGAUAUUCCAAGGCAUAUAUGGUAUGAGUGAUGGAGUCGCCGGCUUAGCAUUCAUUCCGAUCGCGGUUGGAGCUUGCAUCGGGAUGGCGCUUUUCCUAUGGUAUGACGCGAUACUCCGGAGCGCAAAAGCGAGGAAGGCCAGCUGGUCCAGCAUCGAGGAAUACCAACGACUUCCCCUGGCGUGUCUUGGGGGUCCUUUAUAUGUGUUGGCCUUGUUCUGGCUGGGCUGGACUGCCUCGGCGGGGAUCCACUGGAUUGUGCCCAUGCUGGCGGGGAUCCCGUUCGGGAUGGCAUUUUUCCUCAUUUUCGUGGCCCUCAUCAAUUAUCUGGUUGACGCGUAUCACGAAUACGCCGCCAGUGCGAUGGCAGCCGCCAGCUGUUGUCGCAGUGUUUUUGGCGCCGUUUUGCCUCUGGCCGCCACUCCGAUGUUUCGUCAAUUGGGAAUCGCUUGGGCAUGUAGUCUUCUAGGGUUUUUGAGUCUUCUGAUGACUUUGAUUCCGUUUGUUUUUAUUCGGUACGGCGACCGAAUUCGAGCAAGGAGCCAAUUCCAGCAGGGACUACGGGGUUAG